Messenger RNA from Musa acuminata subsp. malaccensis (wild Malaysian banana), 3584 nucleotides. NCBI's taxonomy places the organism in Eukaryota, Viridiplantae, Streptophyta, Magnoliopsida, Zingiberales, Musaceae. The record is from RefSeq and is a predicted model, not a curated record.
UGACACAAAGACUUAGAAGAGAGAGGCACAGUACUCCCACUCCCACUCUGUGAUCAAAGAUGGCCGUUGUUCUUGAUGCCUUCAUCUCCGGGCUGGUCGGUACGUUGAAGGACAUGGCUAAAGAGAAGGUGGACUUGCUGUUGGGCGUCCCCGGGGAGAUCCAAAAGCUCCAACGAUCUCUCCGCAACAUCCACUCUGUCCUUCGUGACGCCGAGAAGCGGCGGAUCGAGGACGAGGACGUCAACGACUGGCUGAUGGAGCUCAAGGAUGUCAUGUACGACGCCGACGACCUCCUCGACGAGUGCCGGAUGGAGGCCGAGAAGUGGACUCCUCGUGAGUCCGAUCCGAAGCCGUCCACCUUGUGCGGAUUUCCCAUCUGUGCUUGCUUUCGCGAGAUCAAGUUCAGACAUGCGGUGGGCGUCAAAAUCAAGGAUCUCAACGGUCGGAUGGAAGAGAUCUCGGCCCGAAUGUCCAAGCUGCAACUCCAUGUGUCUGCGGCGGAACGGAAGCUGGUUUCUCGAGUUAGUCGCAUAACAUCCCCCGUGAUGGAGUCUGACAUGGUUGGCCAGCGACUGGAGGAGGACGCCAAGGGACUGGUUGAGCAGCUGACAAAGCAGGAUCCGAGUAAGAACGUGGUGGUGUUGGCAAUUGUGGGGGUCGGGGGCAUCGGAAAGACCACGCUCGCUCAGAAGGUGUUCAAUGAUGGCAAAAUCGAAGCCAACUUCGGCACCACCAUCUGGGUGUGCGUGUCCCAAGAGUUCAGCGAGACGGAUCUUCUAAGAAAUAUCGUUAGAGGUGCUGGUGGAAGCCAUGAUGGAGAACAGAGCAGGAGUCUGUUGGAGCCCUUGGUGGAGGGUCUCCUGAGAGGGAACAAGUUCUUGCUGGUGUUGGAUGAUGUUUGGGAUGCUCAGAUCUGGGACGACUUGCUCCGCAAUCCUUUGCAGGGAGGAGCAGCAGGGAGUAGGGUGCUGGUGACCACCAGAAACGCAGGGAUCGCGAGGCAAAUGAAGGCGGCCCACGUCCACGAGAUGAAGCUGCUGCCUCCGGAGGAUGGCUGGUCCCUCCUGUGCAGGAAGGCGACGAUGAAUGCAGAGGAGGAAAGGGAUGCCCAAGAUCUCAAGGACACAGGCAUGAAGAUUGUUAAGAAAUGCGGAGGGCUUCCCCUGGCCAUCAAGACCAUCGGAGGGGUCCUCUGCACUAGAGGACUCAACAGAAAUGCGUGGGAGGAAGUUCUCCGCAGCGCCGCAUGGUCACGGACCGGGCUUCCCGAAGGCGUGCAUGGAGCACUGUAUCUGAGCUACCAAGACUUGCCGUCUCAUCUCAAGCAAUGCUUACUCUACUGUGCCUUGUUCCGUGAAGACUAUGAGUUUCACGGGCCUACCAUCGUCAGAUUCUGGAUAGCCGAGGGGUUUGUCGAAGCACGAGGAGAUGUUAUGUUGGAGGAAACAGGGGAGCAAUAUUACAGAGAGCUGCUUCAUAGGAGCCUUCUACAAUCACAACCUUUCAAUCUGUACUACAAGAAUUAUUCCAAGAUGCAUGACCUGGUGCGAUCUCUUGGCCAUUUCCUAUCGAGAGAUGAGGGCUUAUUCAUUAGUGACGUGCAAAACGAGUGGAGAAGUGGUGCCGCCCCGAUGAAGCUGCGUCGGUUGUCGAUUGUGGCCACUGAAACCAUGGACAUCCGGGAUAUCGUCAGUUUAACGAAACAAAAUGAGUCAGUGAGGACAUUGUUAGUGGAGAGAACAAGUGGCUCCGUGGAGGAUAUAGAUGAUUACUUGAAGAACUUCGUGCGACUUAGAGUCCUCCAUCUUAUGGGCACAAAUAUCGAGAUCCUACCGCACUACAUCGGAAAUUUGAUACACUUGAGAUACUUGAAUGUGUCUUAUAGCUAUGUCACGGAGCUUCCCGAAAGCAUAUGCAAUCUGAUGAAUUUGCAGUUUUUGAUCCUCAAAGGAUGUAACGAGUUGACACAUAUCCCCCAGGAUAUAGUUAAGCUAGUCAAUCUAAGGACACUCAAUUUUGGAGGUACACAGCUGGAGAGCUUACCAUAUGGAAUAGGAAGGUUGAAACACCUCAAUGUACUCCGAGGAUUCGUGGUGACCACGGCUAAUGGUACGUGCCCAUUGGAAGUACUAGGCAGCCUCCAGGGGCUCAGAUACCUCUCCAUUUGUAAGUUGGAGAGGGCGUGGAUGGAAGGUGAACCAAGAUGGGAUACAAGCGUGUUAAAGGGUAACCAAAAACUAAAGAAUCUACAUUUACAUUGCUUACCCAGACCGACGUCCGAUGGUUACAGGGAGGAAGAGAUUGAAAGAAUCGAGAAGGUGUUGGAUGUGGCACUUCAUCCACCAUCGUCUGUUGUUACGCUCAGGUUAGAGAAUUUUGUCGGCCUCCGGUACCCCAGCUGGAUGGUGUCUUCAUGCAUCAGUUCGCUUCUUCCAAACAUAAGACGCUUGGAACUAAUUCACUGUCAUUACUGGCCACUACUUCCACCGCUAGGGAAGCUCCCAAGCUUGGAGUUUCUUCACAUCGAAGGUACACUUGCAGUGGCCACCAUUGGACCGGAAUUUUUUGGGUGUGAAGCUGCUGCUACUGGUCACGAUUGGGAACGCCCUUCUUCCUCUUCUCCUCCUCCUCAUCUUAUGUCGUUUCCGAGACUAAGGCAGCUGCGACUCAGGGAUAUGAUUAACAUGCAAGUGUGGGAUUGGGUAGCGGAAGGUUUUGCUAUGCGUCGCCUCAACAAAUUGUUUCUCGAAAAUUGCCCCAAGUUGAAGUCUCUACCGGAAGGCCUGAUCCGACAGGCAACCUGCUUAACCACAUUGGAUCUGGCCAAUGUGUGUGCUCUCAAGUCCAUCAGAGGUUUCCCUUCUGUAAAGGAACUGAGCAUAAGUGGUGAAUCAGAUCUGGAGAUUGUUACUGAUCUUCCUGCACUGGAGCUCUUGAAGUUGGGCACAUUUGGAUCUCGCAUCAAUCAUUUACCAGAGUGGUUGGCGGAUUGCCCUGCAUGUUUCACUACACUACAGAGACUGGACGUACACGGAACCACCCAACUCCUCCGCAGAUGCCUCCAAAAUGGCGCAUAUUGGCCCAUGAUCAAACACUUUCCAAUUUUUUCCAUCGAAGAUGGCCGAGGCAAUUAUAUAAACUACAUCAAGGGUUCCUGCAUCUUCGACACAAACCUAGUCGAUACUGAUGCUGCUUUUGCUGCUGCUGCUGCUGAAGAAGAAGAAGAAAAAAGACAUCAGUGAGCUUUGAGAUCGACAUCAUUCACGAUGUAAUUGGCAGUCAUGUCUAAUAUGAUCAUUGCAAAUGGAGCUGACCAUGGAAAGUCCGAGACUUUUGAGCGGAAAUGCAGAUCGAGAGGUUGGUUGCGACUCAUGCUACAUUCCCAUGAUAUGGUGAUGAAACUAUUUUGGCUUUCUCUAUACUAUGGUGAUGAAACUACAUUCCCAAGAUAUGGUGAUGAAACUAUAUAAAUUGAGGAACAUACAGAUCAUGUGUUGUGGAAUUACUGUAGAACUAAGAUGCAGACCUGUGAGUCAGUCAAAUAUCUGAUGUAGCUGUACCAGACGAAGUAGUAGUUUUCUGAU